Morone saxatilis (striped sea-bass) is the source of this 3598-nucleotide messenger RNA. RefSeq names its product kelch-like family member 14 (gene klhl14). Gene Ontology annotation, molecular function: protein binding. The coding region runs from base 287 to 2104 and encodes 605 amino acids. The record is from RefSeq and is a predicted model, not a curated record. The transcript has 8 exons. NCBI's taxonomy places the organism in Eukaryota, Metazoa, Chordata, Actinopteri, Moronidae.
CGCCGUGGGAACUACUGCGUUUUUGUUUGUUGCUUUACGACCAGAGCUCAAAGUUGAAAGCGACUGAAGCCGUAUUGGAUGUAGAUUCUCGCCGGCGUGAUGGUCGUUCCCCGCUGGACGGACGCGAGACCUGUUCAAUAACUUACUCGAGAAGUCGUUUUGCUAUUUUUAAAUAGUUGACUGCCAGCAUCUGUAGGAUAACGUUGUGUUGUGCAAAUAAAUGACCUGAGGUAAAUGGCUUGCAUGGUUUAUUUGUUGCCUAGGUGGCGUUCACAGUCAGGAAGUCAUGUCCAGAUCGGGUGAUAGAACAUCCACCUUUGACCCAACACACAGUGACACCCUGCUGCACGGGCUCAAUCUCUUAUGGAGAAAACAGCUUUUCUGUGAUGUGACUCUCACUGCCCAGGGACAGCAGUUCCACUGCCACAAAGCCGUGCUGGCAUCCUGCUCCCAGUAUUUCAGAUCUCUCUUCUCCUCCCAUAAUGUAAUCAACAAUGAGGGGAGCAAAGGGGACCAGGGCAGCAGUGGGACCCCCUCAUCCUCUCCUGAUGACAAGCUGGUGACCCCCAGCGCAAGGCCCAUCAAUAACCUGGUACUCCAGGGCUGCUCCUCCAUUGGACUACGAUUAGUGCUGGAGUACCUGUACACUGCCAACGUGACUCUUUCCCUGGACACAGUGGAAGAGGUGCUGUCAGUCAGCAAGAUCCUCAACAUCCCCCAGAUUACCAAGCUCAGCGUGCAGUUUCUCAACGACCAGAUCUCUGUGCAGAACUACAAGCAGAUCUGCAAGAUUGCCGCACUCCAUGGACUGGAUGAGACCAAGAAGCUGGCCAACAAGUACCUGGUGGAGGAUGUGCUGCUGCUGAACUUUGAGGAGAUGUGUGCCAUGCUAGAUGCUCUGCCACCUCCUGUGGAGUCAGAACUGGCUCUAUUCCAGAUGUCAGUCCUCUGGCUGGAGCAUGACCGGGAGACUCGCAUGCACUAUGCGCCGGACCUUAUGAAGAGGCUGCGCUUCGCCCUUAUACCUGCUCCAGAGCUGGUGGAGAGGGUGCAGUCUGUUGACUUCAUGAGGAGUGACCCUGUGUGCCAGAAACUACUCCUGGAUGCCAUGAACUACCACCUAAUGCCCUUCAGGCAGCACUGUAGGCAGUCCGUGGCCAGCAGAAUCCGUUCCAAUAAGAGACUGCUGUUACUGGUGGGUGGUUUGCCUCCUGGACCUGAUCGUCUCCCCAGCAAUUUGGUCCAGUACUAUGACGACGAGAAAAAGACAUGGAAGAUCCUCACAAUAAUGCCUUACAACAGCGCCCAUCACUGCGUGGUGGAGGUGGAGAACUUUCUGCUGCUGCUGGGCGGAGAGGACCAGUGGAACCCCAACGGAAAGCACAGUACUAAUUUUGUCAGCCGCUAUGAUCCCAGAUUCAACAGUUGGAUACAGUUGCCUCCUAUGCAGGAGAGGAGAGCCAGUUUCUUUGCCUGCCGCCUGGAUAAGCACCUGUACGUGAUUGGUGGUAGGAACGAGAGCGGCUACCUCUCCAGCGUGGAGUCCUACAACCUGGAGACCAAUGAGUGGAACUACGUGUCGUCUCUGCCGCAGCCCCUGGCAGCCCAUGCAGGAGCCGUGCACAACGGCAAGAUCUACAUAUCAGGAGGAGUUCACAAUGGAGAGUACGUGUCCUGGCUCUACUGUUAUGACCCUAUAAUGGACGUGUGGGCUAGGAAACAGGAUAUGAACACAAAGCGUGCCAUUCAUGCCCUGGCUGGAAUGAACGACCGCCUAUAUGCUAUUGGUGGAAACCAUUUGAAAGGUUUCUCCCAUCUAGACGUGAUGUUGGUGGAGUGUUACGACCCAAAAGCUGAUCAGUGGAACAUCCUGCAGACACCUAUCCUGGAAGGUCGCAGCGGCCCGGGCUGUGCUGUUUUGGAUGACAGCAUCUUCCUCGUGGGGGGCUACAGCUGGAGCAUGGGGGCCUAUAAGUCUUCUACCAUCUGCUACAGCCCAGAGAAAGGAACAUGGACAGAGUUGGAGGGAGAGGUGGCAGAGCCCUUAGCGGGCCCAGCCUGUUCCACCGUCAUACUGCCUGCCUGCCUUCCCUUUAACAAAUGACAACUAAAGGCGAGUGAGGAGCGGCGGAGUGAAUGGGAGGAGGACCAUCAAUAAGCAAAACAGUUGUCAACAAUUUUGUGACAAACCCUCUGGUCAGACGACGGGGGUGUGUAUAAAUUAUUUUUUUACAGGUUUGACCAGAGCACUUUCGUUAUUCCCUACUGAAGGUUUGAAAAAAAAAAAAAGAAGAAGAAUUGUGUAACUCAUGUAUUUAAACUCAUCUGUGUUCUGAGAAAUGGUCAGUUUCAUAUUUGAUUUAAUUUAAACUGAUAGUAAGUGUUUUUGGCUUCUCUUCUAUAGCACGCAUAGUGUUGAACUGAAUUAUAGCUUUCAAAUCCAUUGUAUCUUGUAUUCAGUAGAGGCAUAAUUCCAGCAAAAUGCAGUGUUGUUUCCUGGACUGACACUGGGAGUAAUGGUGAUCAGUCCCAAACUGUCAUGGGGUUAAGUUAACUAGGGCUGGGUGGGUUACAUUAACCGUGAUGAUCAAAGUGUAUAAAUAUUCUUCAUCACUAAUGGUACAACUCAUUUUUCUCUGGCUGGAUUGUGCACUUAUCCCCCUGCAUCACCUGGUUGGAUCAUUAUGCAACUGUUGCGUUCUUUCUCUGAAAAUGAACAUAUUUACGUGUCUAAAAAGUUUCCAGAAACAUUUCCUAACUGCAGUUGGCAUUAUUUAACUGACAUACAAACAAAAAUACAUUGCAACUAGACAUGCCAGCAGGUAUCCCGGGGUCUAAACACUGUAAAAAAAAAGACACAGUUACACAAUGAUCUUCAUGAGGAUGUGUCCAUGUCACCCAGCUCUAAUUUUUAACAAAUUAUCUUAAUCAUUUACACCCAGACUGAAGUCGUGUUUCUGUAUAACUUGUUGAACACAGAGUUCCUUACAGGUUAUCUGCUUGACAGAAAAAAUCUUGCCAAAUGUUUGUGGCAACUAUUCUUCGUGGUGCAAACAAAACAAUUUAAGGUUUACCAUUGAUUCGUAAAUAUUCCUAUGACGCACUAAUUAUACUAUGAUGGUACAAUCAAAUUGUAAUUGCUAGCCAAUGUAUUUAUGGGUAGCAUGUUUGGGUAAACAUAUGGAGAGAACAGUAGUUUGGUUUGUUCUCCUUCAAGUUAAUGCUAACAGGCCCGUUUAUGAGGCCACGUAGCAUUACCUUUAUGGGAUUUUAAUCUUUAAUGUAUGAAAAACAAACAAGCAUACAGUGGUCCUUAAUGCACUAAUGGUGAACUUUUAAUUCAGCACUUUUAAUUCACUACAAUGUAAAUUAAUUAAUGUGCUGUGUUUAAAAAAAUGAUCUUCAGUACGAAUGAAUCAAAGUCCAGUUUAGUCUACGUUACUAGGUUCGAAAAGUUGACUCUAAAUAUCGAUGCAGUACCUGUUCUGUAAAGAUUUGUUGAUUUCAUUCUUGUACAUAAUCGCUUGCAGUGAAACAUUUUUGUGCACUCAACCUUGGAUUUAUUCUCAAAUCCUGUUAUGUCCUUUGCAUUUUAGAA